AUGGAGCAGUAUGAAGUACUUGAGCAAAUUGGAAAAGGUGCUUUCGGUUCAGCGCUUCUUGUGAGGCAUAAACAUGAGAAGAAAAAAUAUGUGUUGAAGAAGAUUAGACUUGCCCGCCAAACGGAGCGUUCUCGCAGAUCCGCACACCAGGAGAUGGAACUUAUCUCUAAAUUGCGAAACCCAUUUAUAGUGGAGUAUAAAGAUUCAUGGGUAGAAAAGGGUUGCUAUGUCUGCAUUAUUAUAGGUUAUUGUGAGGGCGGUGAUAUGGCGGAAACUAUAAAGAAGACUAACGGUGUUCUGUUUCCCGAGGAGAAACUUUGUAAAUGGCUCGUUCAACUUCUUAUGGCACUUGACUACCUGCACAUGAAUCACAUUCUACAUCGUGAUGUCAAGUGUUCAAAUAUCUUCUUGACGAAAGAUCGGGACAUACGUCUAGGUGAUUUUGGACUUGCCAAAAUGUUGACUUCUGAUGAUCUUGCUUCCUCUGUUGUGGGAACUCCUAGCUACAUGUGCCCUGAGCUCCUUGCGGAUAUACCUUAUGGUUCUAAAUCAGAUAUUUGGUCAUUGGGAUGUUGUAUAUAUGAAAUGGCAGGACAUAAGCCUGCAUUCAAAGCAUUUGAUAUACAAGCAUUGAUUAUCAAGAUUAGUAAGUCCAUAGUGGCUCCACUACCGACAAAAUAUUCUAGUUCAUUUCGAAGUCUGGUGAAAAGCAUGCUGCGAAAAAAUCCAGAGUUGAGACCCAGUGCUUCAGAGCUUCUCGGGCACCCACAUCUUCAACCUUAUGUUCUAAAGAUCCAUCUGAAACUCAAUAGCCCUAGGCGAAGCACAUUGCCUGUUCAUCGGCGAGAGUCAAAUAAUGAUCGGGCUCUAAAUCCUAGUGUGUCUGGAGCUGAUCAAGAUUCUGUAUGUUCUACCCUAGAAAUAGGUUGUACUCCUGAUCAUUUGAAUUCAAGAAUGGCAGAAUUAUGUACAGGUAAUAGUCGUGACAUGAAAUCAGUCCAUAAACCUGCUGUUUCCAGAACUUCUAGUAUUGCUAAGACUCCAAAUCCAAAGUUCACUUCAUCAAAAGUUUCUGGCACCCACAGGAAAUCAAUUGAACCCUCAAACAAUCGCAAGGUGGUAAAGCAAACUCUUCCUGUUUCACAAAGCAUCUCAAAAUCUGCUCAUACAAAUCGUAGAGCAUCAUUUCCAUUGUCAACAAGGAGUGGUAUUCAUGAGCCUCCUUGCAGGCCGAGUGUUGGUUUGCUUAGCCACGUGUCUUCACCAGAUAUCUCAGUCAACUCUCCCCGAAUCGAUAGGAUAGCUGAAUUCCCAUUAGCAUCAUAUGAAGAUUCUUUAUUCCCACUCAACAAAACGUCAACCUCUGGACAAGGUUCUUCGGGAUUCCCACGUGACAAUUACUCAACUGUGAUAGACAAAUGCACAAUAGAGGUAAGCGAUAGAGCCUCUACAAAUCCUAAAAGUACCGAUGAUUGGCAGGGAAUCAAGCACAGCAUGUUAAAGGAAAUCCACGAGGAUAAAAGUGGUUCCUCUGAUCAAAACGCAACGGCAGGUGCAUCAAGCUACACAUCUUCAGACUUGCAGCGCCGACAGUUUGACACUUCGUCUUUCCAACAAAGGGCUGAAGCCUUAGAAGGGUUGCUUGAAUUUAGUGCAAGAUUGCUCCAGCAAGCAAGGUAUGACGAACUUGGAGUUUUGUUAAAACCAUUUGGUCCUGGCAAGGUCUCCCCAAGAGAAACCGCCAUCUGGUUGAGCAAAAGCUUCAAAGGGAAUUCUAACACCACAGAAGAAUCCCCGUAA
This is a messenger RNA of Vicia faba (fava bean), 1800 nucleotides long. Lineage: Eukaryota; Viridiplantae; Streptophyta; Magnoliopsida; Fabales; Fabaceae. The record is from the annotation of a GenBank genome assembly.